AUGUUGAUCCAACUCCAUCUAAUUCAUGUUCAGCUGAGUUCCGGCUACGAGUACGGUAAGCUGUCACCGAUGUCAAACUACGCGACAUCCGAUCUAGGCUCGAGCCCUCGGUCUUCGAUCAGCGUCACGUCGGCGAAUUUGGCUCCCUGGAUGGUUUUCCGUGAAAAUCACAAAAGCAGUUUUGAUCUCGACGAUGGAGCAUCAGAUGUGUGUAGUAAGGACCUUCUGUCACCGGGAAUGAUGCUCUCACCGGCACCGUACUCGCCGUUCUCAGACUGCGAAGAUACCGGGACACCAUACUCGGCCUUCGACCAAAUACGAAGCAGCAGCUCGAUGUCUGGACGCCAUAACCUUCAUGGUACCGGAAUCGCAUUCGUUGGAUUCGGAAUCCCGGUACCCGCUGCUACCUCACGACGACUCUCAUCCGUUGGGCAAUAUAAGAAGAGAUUAUUGCAAAAAUAUCAGGAAGAGCAAGAGGAGCGGCAAGCGUCAAAACAACGUAGCAGUAGCAGUCCUCCGCCGAGUACCACCGUACGUUCAUCUGAGCACUUCGACCAAAUACGAAGCAGCAGCUCGAUGUCUGGACGCCAUAACCUCAUGGUACCGGAAUCGCAUUCGUUGGAUUCGGAAUCCCGGGAACGAAGCCGAUCGGACAGCGACAUGGCACCAAAAGAGGAGCGUAUGGACACCUCUUUGCAAUCGACGAUCUCAGUACCCGCUGCUACCUCACGACGACUCUCAUCCGUUGGGCAAUAUAAGAAGAGAUUAUUGCAAAAAUAUCAGGAAGAGCAAGAGGAGCGGCAAGCGUCAAAACAACGUAGCAGUAGCAGUCCUCCGCCGAGUACCACCGAGUCCGAAAUUGACGAUUCCGAUCUGCGCAGCGUCAGCAGACUCGCUUCACGGCAACCUACUAUUGAAGAACCUCCUCCAUCGCCUCCUCAUGAACUAACCCGAGAAAAUGUAAUGUUGUACCGUAUUUCAAUGGUUUCAGUCAAUCUGUGCUAUCAGUCGAGUGUGCAAAUUCCCUGCAGAGUACGGUGGAUGUUGCCUGGUGGGCUUGGUGCAGGACCUGUGAAAGGUGCUACGUUGUGGCGGCGAAGUCGUUCAGAAUCGGACGUAAGCCGUAACCUCACCACGGGACCAUUUGUCUGCGCCACUUGUGGACAGGCGUUUGCCCUACACGAUCGUUUGGCGAAGCACAUUGCAUCACGGCAUCGAGACCGGUCGGCAUCAGCUCUUGCCGAUGCGGAUGGUUCGAAAUCCCAUAAGUGUACUGUGUGCAACAAAAGUUUCGGAAGAAGUGACAUGCUUACGAGGCAUAUGCGUCUCCAUACUGGAUUGAAGCCGUACAGCUGUCAGCUAUGCGGGGGAAGUUUUCAAGGAGUCGGAUCAUCUCAGCACGCAUCAGCGAACGCACACCGGAGAAAAACCCUAUCAGUGUCCUUUAUGCCAAUAUGCGGCGGUAAGCUACUUGAUAUCACCUUGACCUCUUUGUUUUAUACUUAUAAUCAACAAAAACGCAAACCACUUCAU
This is a messenger RNA of Ostertagia ostertagi, 1533 nucleotides long. The record is from the annotation of a GenBank genome assembly. NCBI's taxonomy places the organism in Eukaryota, Metazoa, Nematoda, Chromadorea, Rhabditida, Trichostrongylidae.